AUGUCUUUUGCUCCCUUUGCCAGCUUGCGGGUUCCCGUAAUCUCGUGGCACAAGGGUGACACGGAGUUAGACCCUAACAGUGAUCCGAGGUACUCCUAUCCCAGCGGAGGCACGGCCAAGCAUAAACUUAUCAUAAACAAUGCCCACAUCGGUGACUCUGGCUUGUACUGUUGCAUAGCUACAACAAAGUGCGCUGUCAUCACUUCGUCUCAGGCUCAGCUUAUUGUUCAUUAUAAACCAGGUGUGUUUGUACACCGUUAGGAGCCCAAAACAGGGAGUGACAACUCCCAUACCAAUCCUAAUUUCACAGCGUUUUCACCACCAGUUUAUUUUUAGAUACAUUUUAGAGCAAUUUUUCCCGCUCCGUGCAAAAGGAAUUAUCCAGGAGAACCAAACAUCAAUGAAAAGUCAAAAAUUCCAUUUCAGGGGUUUUGGUUUUGCUUACUAGUUCGAGGGACCUGAAAGACAUUCUAAAUUUGCGCCAAAAUCGUUCUUAGGAUAAACUGGUCACUCAAAACGCCGUGACAAGAGAUUAGUAUCUGCUGUUCUUCAGUCAUUUUAUUUUACUCCAUAUAAGGCAGACUUCCUUAAGAUGAACUGCCUCGUCCCCAGUCGCUCGCGAUCACUUUUUUGGGGGAUAACUGAGUUAAUUAUUAAGGAAAGCUGGGACGAACGGAGUGAUGGGAAGGCGAGAAAAAGCCCUCUCUCUCAUUUUCCUUCUCAUCACUCCCCGCUCGCGGUCUACGCUCGUUCCCAUCAUCCCCCUCUUGCGCUUCUCGCUUGUCUCCAGCUCUCGUGAAUAGCCGUUCCCCACUGAGCCUUGGGAAAGCCUGUAGAGGUGGCAGAAAGAUAAAUACUAAUAGACAACUUGCAGUCACGUGAACUCCGGGUCUGGAACAGUAAGCCAAUUCCGUGUUCGAUACUUAAACCCCUACUUUCGAACGAGGCUAAGGGCAAACCUUUUCUUGUGAUAAUGAAUUUCAUUUGCCUGAGAAUUAAAAAAAAAUCAUUUACAUGUCGAUGAUGACUUCGCCCGUCGCCUCGCUUUGAAACAGAGGCUUGGGACGACUCAGAAAGGGCCUAUUCCUGAUUUCUAUAGACAUUUCAUUAUAAUUAAAAUUGCUGGAAACCCUGUUUCACAGCUGCACAAUUCCUUACAUGCAUUUACUCGUCAUCUCUUUGUAUUUCAGUCUUUCCGUCAAUCCAAUCCGAGUUGCCAUCAGUUAUUCGACCCCUUGUGGGCUCAAAUGUCACAAUAGACUGUCGAGCUUCAACUGGUGACGUCAUGUGGUAUCACAAUGCAGUCAGCGUUUUGUCCUUGUCAAGACCAACGCUAUCUGUUGUUGCUAAUGGGAGCCUCUUGCUGCAGAACGUUUCACAGAUCGAUGAUGGUUUCUAUCAAGCGUUUGUCAGGACGUCAGUGCACGAGAUCGGCUCACAACUUGUUACCCUUCAUGUAAAAGGUCGGUAUGUAGGACUCUCUCCUGGUGCAUAUUUCCUACACAACACUUGAGUUGCCCACGUCUUGACUGCCCAAAAGGAAACCGGAAAUGGUGUGUUGUUCAAAGCCUAGCUAUCUCAUUGACAAAUAACUCGGCCAUGUGCGUCAAACUUCUCUUUGCCUAAGGUCUCGCGAUCGGAUUGUAAAGAAAAGUUUGAAAUUCAUGAUAAAACGUUAAAUGCGAGGGACUUGAAUUAUUACAAAUUUAGAUUAGAUAGAGAUAUAACUUACCACACUUGUGUUACAGAUAAAAAAUUCCAGCAGCCGACGACUUUGGCUCCUGUGUCAACAGCUUCUACAGGAAGUUCCAUUACAGACAAUUUCGAUGUUUCAAGGUCUCCUCCUGCAUACCAGACCACGAAUGACAAUCACAUGACACAAAUACCACCAAUAACCAACACAUCUCUAAAGUCCCAGUCAACAACCGGAAGUCACGUGUCAGAACAGCCGUCAUCUACAAGGUUGCUGUACCAAAAGCAAACUACUGCAGGCUCACUUCUACACGAUCGAACGGCAAAUACACGUCAUAAUGGUUAGAUCUUUCGUCCUUACUUUAAAAAAAGGUUUUUAAAGGGGCCAAGUUCAUUUUGCGAACAAUGGCAAUUAUAGCAGUACUCGUCCUUAUUCACUGUUGAGGCUUAAGAAAUUACUUGUUAAUGAAAAAAUCACAGCCUCGUGUCAAACAUGUCUCCUAGGCAUUAUGUCGAACGUUUCAAAUAACAAAAAUGAACUUUGAAAAACUGUUAGCUAGCCUAACAAUUUUUUAAAAAUCACAAUAGCAAUACGUUUCAAUCUUCUUCAAGUUUGUUCAUCCGUGUCUUGGUAUUUUGUGUGAUUAUUUAUAUCUUCUUUCAAUGUUUGAGCGGUUAUUUUUGUCUCACCCCGUUUGGUGGCAGUUUCCACUGUUUGAAUUUUGAUAAAUUUCGUGAACUUUUAUCAGUCAUACAUUUCCUUGAUCCCGGGGGGGGUACUCCUGGGAAUUCUUGGUGUGGGUGUGUCGCCCGGUUCUCCAAAUCCUGACCCUAUUUCAGACCAAAAAAUGUCAUCUUCCACACCCGUUUUCAGACCAGACCUCUAAAAUUCAUACCCUUUUUCCGACCUGGGCUUAAGUUACUGAAAUUAGAGCGCAAACAAAAUAAUUCUUCAAAUGCAUUUCGAAUUCGCAUAUUUCUAUUUAGUUCUUAUUCAUCUGAAAUUGAAACGAUAACUACGUUCAUACGCUCCCUUAGUUCUCUCGAAAACCAUACCCGAUCCCAGACCAAAAUGGGCAAAGUGUAUACCUGUUUUCAGACCAAAAAGGCCCAAAAACCAUACCCUUUGGAGCGGCACAUACUUAUAUGGCUUACAUAAGGGGGUACCAUCCCCCCCACCCCCCACCAAGGCGCUUGAUACAGGUUUGCAGAAUUAGUGACCCAUGAGGGUGUAAAGGUCUCCCUCUCACCGCUAACAUUCUAAUUUGAUGGCAUGAAAGAACCUGUAAAAAUGUUUAAGUAAUAUAACUUUCAAUAUUAGCAUUGCUAUUUUUAAACGAGAGCAAACUAAAACGUUUGAUAGUGAGAUUCUCAGUUCCAAUACAAAAAGUUUAUGGAUCAAUUUAGGUUUCCGGGAAACUGCCCACCUACCCCUUCCCUAAGUCAACAUUAACGCGUACUUCCCACUUAGGGCAAAAUGUUGGGUUAGGGGAAGGGUAGGUGGGCAGUUUCCCCAGAAAGCUAAAUUGAUCCAAGUUUAUAUUAGUGUAUAUUAUUUAUUUUGCAGAAUUUUUUAUUCUCUUCAACAUUUUUUCUGACUACUUUUAGGAAAAAUGAUGUUUGUAUAUGGAAGCGUGGCAGGAGGUGUUGCAUUCUUGCUGCUUAUUCUACUUGCUGUGAUCUGCUACAAAAGACAGGCCAGGGAAAGGUAAUUGUUCGCACGCAGCUGUUGCCCAGAGUAAGGGAAUCAAAGACAGUCUUGAAUGCUGGAUUCCGUGCCGUAGAUUACGGAUUCCAGGUACUGGAUUCCGUAUUCUUUGCCAGUGGAACUUGGACCCCGGAUUCCAAUCGUUAGUGGAAUUCCAGAUUCCUUAAGACGUAUUCCAGAUUCCAAAGCGCAGGAUUCCGGAUUCUACAAGCAAGGAUUUCCCUAGCCUGAGAAAACAGCCGACAUUUGUCGACGCUACCACUGGUUUUCCCGCCAAAUGGCGUCUGAGAAACGAGCGCAGAAAUCCCAUACUGAUGCCGCGUCACUACCCAGAUCUGGGUAGUGCUUCUGAUCGGUCGUGCCGCGUGGGAAAUUUGAUUCAACCAAUCAGAAGCACUACCCAGGCGUCAUCAGUAUGGAAUUUCUGCUCUCGUUUCUCAGACGUCAUUUGGCAAGAAAACCAGUGGUAGCGUCGCCAAAUGUCGGCUGUUUUCUCAGGCUAAAAUUUCCCGGAACUCCUGAAUCCGGAUUCCCUUACUUGGAGCGACAGCUGACCCAAUUCUUUCAAGUUUAAAUACUAUGUCAUCCUCCGGGGCCAUUAGCCAUAAGCACAUCUGGAGCAUUGUUGGUGUAUGCCAGUGUGAUGAGACGCUGACAAACAGUGGGCCUUAUUUUUUAAUUGCUUCCAAUGGCUCAUGUUAAAAAACGACAGGGCGUGGAUUCACUCCAUACUGAUUCUUUCACAUUUAAUGUUUAAUUGUGAAUGCUAAACAAAUUUUAUAGAAGUGUGUUUGACCUGCCAUUUUUUAUCAAUGUCAGUCGUGUCAAAUUGCUACGUAGUACAACCUUGUUCCCCAAGUUCUUUCCUACUAGUUCCCCGGAGCACUCCGGGGGAAGAGUAGGAGAGAACUCUGGGAACAAGGUUGAUCGAGGUUUGCUCUAUGGUGUUGAGUGUUCCGCGCAACCUGAAAUUGGCCAGUAGAGAGGAGAAGCCGUUGGGUCACGUCGCCAUGGUAGCAAAAGUUCGGGAUCUCUACAAACCGUGGUUCUGCAAAUGUGGCAGAAAUAAACGAAAAGAAUGACAUGUUCGACUUGGAACAAACACACCGGUCGCCCAUACUAUUCUCCCAUCGCUCGACAAUGCAAAUAGCCGACUCUGUCAAGAAAAAUUAUUGAGAUCCAGAGAUUUUGUUACCAGGGUAACGUGACGUCAAACUUCCCCUCUCAAAAGAGCCACAUUAAAGAAUCGAUGAUGCACGUUGAUAAGAUCUAAACCAAUAGUUUGAUAAGUAUAGUUUCAAUGAUUACAUUGCAGCUAUUUAUUUCCACAGACUGAGACAGGGAAGCGUAAGACUGAAAAGCGACCCUGAUAUUGAUUCUGAAGAGUUUGAAAUGAGACCAAUUGAACCCAGGUGCUUAAACAGUUUAUGAUUAAAGUAAAUAAAUUUUAAUUUCUUUCUUUGGCCGGGAAAUGAUAUUUGGUCCUUGUUUUGUUCAGUAUGAAGGAGUACUUUUAUUACAGAAAUGGUUUAACAUCGCCCCAUGUACGUAAAUCACCGAAUCCGGAAGCCGGAAAAAUUUUGUAUGUGGAAUCCUGAAUCCUGGGCUUGGAAUCCGGAAUACAACUCAAGGACUGUAGAAGUCCUACUAAAGAUUGGAAUCCGGAAUCCAAGUUCCAGUGACAAAGACUGGAAUCCGGAAUACACGGCAUGGGAUUCAGAAUCCAAGACUGUCCUGGAUUCACUUACAUGGGGCAAUUAAGAACUUUAACUAACAUCCUGCUUUACGUUAACUUUCUUGUAGAACCACGUCUCCUCCAAGACCAAUCGCAGGUAAAUAGACCUGAAAUGAACACUAUCUUAAGCUCAAGUUCCUUUUCUUUUAAUUUAUAUUAAAUUACCUGGCUCUGGCUCCUUGGUUUUUAUUUAUGACGUCGUUCGAAGUAUUUACAUUAACUCCGCUUCUGUUUAGGGCGAAGGUUUAGAAAUUCUGAAUCAACCCAAGACUUGCUACGACGAGGCAAAUCACUUGAGCGCCGAGUGUCCCUUGACUCCAAUGAGAACCAGUUCAUUGUGUCAUUUGGAGUUGAGGACCAUAUGUCUGCCCAUGUGAACCCAGUGCUGACCAUUGGUGAGUACGGACGUCCCUCAUGCUUGAUAGCCUGUGGCGUUGGAAAGAGAGAAACGAGAGAAACCAAAUGGGCGCGCGAGAACGCACAUUUUAAACGCCUUCUACCAAGGCUGCAUUCCUGAUUCAUUCGUAUAUCUAGAGCUUUUCUUUCUCCUUUGGCGUUUUGAAAAAUGCAAUUGAGAAAGCGUUGAGUUAUGAAGUUUUAGGUUUUGCCUGUGUAUUUGCUACAAGACAUCAAAAUUUUCCUAAAGUAGCAGUUAAGGAGCACAAGAAAUAUCUAACGCCUAUUCUUGAAAGGCCAAACUUAUUGUUUGGCAUUGUAUCCUUAAAUCUAUGUUGCUCCCUUACGGUGAUUUGCGUUCGUUUUGAUCGCGCACGGUUGCUAAAAGCAAUUGUUGCUUUGUUGAACUGUUUUGGAGCAGGCACACACAUACGUGUUUUUAUCAUGCGCUGAGUUUUUAAUUGCAAACUUGAUUCCUCGGUUGUCUAGAGCCUUUUAUUUAGCCUGCAUAGCAAGGGCGGGGCUCUCGAGCUGACUCGCCUCGUAUUUCUUGCCGCUCCAUCUACAAAACGCUGGCCAAUAAAACACUCUUGUGCGUCAAGUCACUCCAUCUGCGCAGACCCUUUUUUUAUUCUAAAAGCACUGAAAACUCCUUAAAGCUCGCUCUGAUCGUCAAUUAUGUAUGAAAUAUAGAACAUUUCCUUUGAUACCAUGUUCUACGAUCAUUUUGAUUGGUCAUUACUACGUAAGUGAGUAAGGUUUGUUUAUGUUUAUUUCAGAACUUGAAUCGAUUCCUCCGCCCCUUCAGCACACAGAUAUUGUCCUUUGCGACGAUUCGUGGCAAAGAUCAGAGCCAGAACAAGCACUAGUAUUUAACGAACAAGACUUAGAUGACUUAAAUGACAGCGGCAUAGAAGAAGAGGCUUGCUAUAGCCCAAGAAAAUUUGCGAAUGAAAAUACGCAAAGCGGACUUAAACCCGUCCCUCUCUACGCAGUCGUUAAUAAAUCGUCUGUAGACAGAAGCAAUGCUAACGUUACCACUGAGGGCCAGGCAACCGAGCCGUUCUAUCGUAUUUUGGAAGGACCUGGGAAUGAUUCAGAAGCAUCGGAGGAGAAUUGGGAUGAGCGAAUCAAAACAGCAAGUUUUUAUCAGUCUCUGAUGCAGUGUAAGCAGGAUAUUCCUGAAGAGAAAAAUGGGACAUCCAAUCAAGAAAAUGUGCAUGGUUUCACAGAAGGUCAUGCCAUGUCCAGGAAUUCAAUUUAUCAGUCCCUUUCUCCGCCCAAGCGUGACGACGUGUCAAAUGAGAACCUCGACUUGACUGAAGAUGAAUCAAACCGAGUAAAGAAUGUUCAAAAGGAGUCUACAGGAUUUUAUCAACCUCUAUUAAAUAGAAGUGAAGGUCGAUCCCGUUUACAUCUACACAGUGAUAGGCCCCGGUCAGUUUCAGGUGUAUAUCAGCCACUUAGAAGUGAUUCUGAUAAUAUUGAACCCCUCGUCAGGUGUUUCUCUGCCCCUGCACAGGAAAACCCAGGAGAUGUUCAUCCCAUGCGCCCUAGAUCUGGGAACGAGAAAGGUUUGUCAGAACCCAUCUAUCACACAGUAGACGAUGAUGAUGACUCUGACCGUUGUCCACUGAAUCUAGAUGACCCAGGAAGUUCUUUCCCUUCUUCCGGGAGACGCACAUCACGGGGAAGCCUUACAGCCCAGCAGAGAACAAUCCACGAGCCAUUAUACAUUGCAGUUCAAGUGACGCCCACACGAUCAAGAAGAACAUUCAACGGUAAGCAGGAGCCAAGGUAUAGUCCAUCACCUGUCCGCAAAAACGCCGCGACUCUUAAGCCAACUUCCAGAGGCCACCGGAGGAAUUUAAGUGAUGUUGGUCGGGCUUUCCCGAUAACGGUCGGCAGUAUGGGUGCUGACGGCAGAAGUCCGCCUGCUGUACAUGAAAGAUGCCCAACCAAUCCGUUGCCACUGCGUCUCGGGCACCGUCGCAAUAGGAGUGAUGCAGGGCUCUGUCCAAUUGAUCUGAGUCAAAAGAAUGCGCCAGAGCGGCCGACCUCAAGCGAAAGUAGUCUGUCAGCAACUACAAUCCCUCAGGAAUCAGGGGAUACAAGCUCAUCUGUUGGAAGACGAAGUGUAAGCCCAUUGCCUCGCCAUCCCGGGCACCGUCGGAUCAGGAGCGAUGCCGGGUUCUGUCCCGUUAAUUACAGCCAAGGAAAUGUUUCGCGUCGCGGUGAGACAUCUGCAAACGAAACUAAAGGCACUGGUGCUAUUACUAAUCCACGAGCUGAGGGUACAAGCCCACCGGUCAAAAGACCUAGAGAAAGCCAGUUAGUUCGCCACAUUGGACAGCACAGAAAUAGAAGCGAUAUCGGGAUCGGUACAGUGGAGCCAGGUCAAGGGAAUGCAUCGCGGCGAAUGACUUCGAUAAGCGAUAGCGGGCUUCCACAAACACCAAGUCUUGGGUCCCCUGAAACUGGCGAAUUUUCCAGAUCUGCUACUGACGCAACACACUGUAGAGUUUAUAUCGGUCCAUAA
This is a messenger RNA of Porites evermanni, 8070 nucleotides long. NCBI's taxonomy places the organism in Eukaryota, Metazoa, Cnidaria, Anthozoa, Scleractinia, Poritidae. The record is from the annotation of a GenBank genome assembly.